CUCCUCACACCCCAUAAACUCUUGACUCUUCUUCGUCUCUGCAACUAAAGACUCCAUCUUUCCUCCUCUCGCAAACCCAAGACCCUUUUUUGACACCAACCCAUUUUCCCCCACAAUGCUCCGCAACCUCCUCCGCCUCUGCUCCCGCCUACGGUGGCCGGCGCGCCGCCGCUGCCGGACCAAAGUCGUCAUCAAACGCUUUUCCAAAACCAACUCCAAGUCCGACCUCCUCCACGAACCCACUUCCAACGGCUCCUCGUCGGCGACGGUCCACCCCAACGGCCAGCCGGAGACAGAUAAGCCGCCGCCGCGGCCCGUUCGUGUCGCCACCUUCAACGCUGCUCUGUUCUCCAUGGCGCCGGCGAUUCCGGCGCCGGAAAAACCCGAGCAAGACGAAAAUGGCGUCAAGGUAGUCAAGAACGUUAGACUCAAAUCGGCGAUGGACCGGCCCAAGAGUAUCUUAAAGCAGUCACCUUUACACCCAAACGCGAUGAAGAGCUCGGAGAAUCAGAGAACCCAACAGAAGUUCGUCAAGUCCAAGAUGAGAGUCUCGAUCAAUUUGCCGGAUAAUGAAAUUUCACUACUCAAAAGCAGACAGUUGAGCUUUGCUGAAGGCAGAGAGCUUGAUAGUAAUGGUGCUUUGUCUUCUUUCUCCCCAAGUAGAGUUUCAAGAGGAAAAGGUCCGUUGAAGGCUAGUGUGAGCUUUCCUAAUAAUGUUGGGAACGUUGGUGGUGGUGGUGAGAAUGGGGAGUACUAUACGAGCCAGAGGAGUGUUCUUGAGGUUUUGAGGGAGUUGGAUGCUGACAUUUUGGCUCUGCAAGAUGUGAAAGCUGAGGAGGAGAAGGAAAUGAAGCCUCUCUCGGAUUUGGCCGCCGCAUUGGGGAUGAACUAUGUGUUUGCCGAGAGCUGGGCGCCGGAGUACGGCAAUGCCAUCUUGUCGAAAUGGCCGAUCAAGCGGUCUAAGGUUCAGAAAAUCUUUGAUGACUCUGAUUUCAGGAACGUUCUAAAAGCCACCAUUGACGUACCCCAAGCCGGAGAAGUCAAUUUCCACUGCACCCACCUUGAUCAUCUUGAUGAGAACUGGAGGAUGAGGCAGAUGAACGCUAUAAUCCAAUCGAGCAAUGAGCCUCACAUCUUGGCUGGAGGUCUCAAUUCACUAGAGGAAUCAGAUUAUUCUCGAGAAAGAUGGACUGACAUUGUAAAGUAUUACGAGGAGAUGGGAAAACCAACACCCAAGGUCGAAGUCAUGAGGUACUUGAAGAGCAAGCAGUACACAGAUGCCAAGGACUUUGAGGGAGAAUACGAGUCAGUAGUCAUGAUCGCCAAAGGACAAAGUGUGCAGGGGACAUGUAAGUAUGGAACACGGGUAGAUUACAUAUUGGCAUCCUCAACUUCUCCCUACAAGUUUGUUCCCGGAUCAUACUCUGUCUUUUCAUCCAAAGGGACAUCCGAUCAUCAUAUAGUAAGAGUUGAUGUGAUCAAAUCGGAAAGUAGUUGCGAUCCAGGAAAUGUAUCCAGACGCGGGCAAAGAAAACAGAAAGUUAUACAGAUUACGGAGACUACUCCAUCCAAAGGCAUAUGGAAAUCACAGACAUGAUCAGUAAGAUAGAUAUGAUUGACUUUAUUUAUUUUACAGCUUACAGUUAGUACUCUAGUGUUGAUUUGUUAAAAGACGGAGGGGCAGAUGGUUAUCUCCUCCACUUGGUAAAUUACUCGCUCACUGUUUAGAUGGUUUUAGAUGAACGAACGAAUCAGAGAUGAAAUCUGGUGUGGUUGGCAUUCUUUUCUUGUUCAAAUUGUACAGCAGAGUGAACAUGUAAUAAGUACAUAUGAGAGUGAUUUUCUUACUUUGAUCA
Molecule: messenger RNA, 1856 nt
Organism: Argentina anserina (silverweed cinquefoil)
Lineage: Eukaryota; Viridiplantae; Streptophyta; Magnoliopsida; Rosales; Rosaceae
Exons: 4
Coding region: 116-1597 (493 amino acids)
Biological process (GO): GPI anchor biosynthetic process
Cellular component (GO): endoplasmic reticulum
Molecular function (GO): catalytic activity
Source: RefSeq, a predicted model, not a curated record